Chlorella variabilis is the source of this 4533-nucleotide messenger RNA. RefSeq lists its product as hypothetical. The record is from RefSeq and is a predicted model, not a curated record. Gene Ontology annotation, biological process: glycolytic process; fructose 6-phosphate metabolic process; response to glucose. Gene Ontology annotation, cellular component: cytosol. The coding region runs from base 34 to 1824 and encodes 596 amino acids. NCBI's taxonomy places the organism in Eukaryota, Viridiplantae, Chlorophyta, Trebouxiophyceae, Chlorellales, Chlorellaceae. Gene Ontology annotation, molecular function: ATP binding; 6-phosphofructokinase activity; diphosphate-fructose-6-phosphate 1-phosphotransferase activity. The transcript is spliced from 25 exons.
CAACUCUUUCGACACCCUGAAGACGCACACACCAUGGUGGGAGUAGCUACUCAAGAGAACGGCCUGCUCUACCGCUCUGUCAGCUCCAAGCCCCGCCCCUACGACGCCGGGGGCGACGGCGGCAAGGGUCUCUCGCAUGUGUGCCUGGAGAGGCUGUCCUACGUGCCGGUGCUGCCCGAUUGCCUGCGAGGCCGGCAUGAGCUGGAGGAGGGCGAUGCCCGGGAGUGCGUGGGUGGCCACGAGGUGAUUUGCAGCCUCUUCCCGCGCCUCAGCAACGCCCACGGCGGCCACUCGCCGCUCAAGAUGGUCAACCUGCAUCCGGCAGCAGCCCCGGGCCCCGACUCCGAGGGAGGGGAGCAGCGCCCGCUGCGGCUGGGCGUGGUGCUGAGCGGGGGGCAGGCCCCAGGCGGCCACAACGUCAUCAUCGGCCUGCACGACUACCUGCAGCGCUGGCACCCGGGCUCCACGCUGGUGGGCUUCCUGGCGGGGCCACGCGGCGUGAUGCAGAACAACUACAAGAUCCUGCAGGCAGAGGAGCUGGACGGCUACCGCAACCAGGGCGGCUUCCACAUGAUUGGCAGCGGCCGCGAUGCCAUCGCCAAGCCCGAGCAGCUGGCGGCGGCGGAGAAGACCUGCCUUGCCCACGACCUGGACGGCAUGAUUGUGAUCGGCGGCGACGACUCCAACACCAACGCCGCCAUCAUGGCAGAGCACUUCCUCAAGCAGGACCUCAAGACCAACGUCAUCGGCGUGCCCAAGACCAUCGACGGCGACCUGAAGAACACCGACGUCAACAUCAGCUUUGGCUUUGACACCGCGUGCAAGGUGUACUCCGAGAUGAUUGGCAACAUCAUGAUUGAUGCCAUGUCGGCCAAGAAGUAUUACCACUUCAUCAGGCUCAUGGGCCGCGCCGCCUCGCACGUCACGCUGGAGUGCGCAUUGCAGACCCACCCCCAGCUGGCGCUGAUUUGCGAGGAGGUGGCGGCGCACCGCUGGGGCCUCAAGGACGUCACUCGCCAGAUUGCCGACAUGAUCGCGCAGCGCGCAGAGCUGGGCAAGAACUUUGGCGUGGUGCUGAUCCCUGAGGGCCUGGUGGAGUUCAUGCAUGACGUGUCCACGCUGAUUGCAGAGCUGAACGAGAUGCUGGCCAAGGGCAUCAACCCCGCCGACCAGUCUGACGUCAUCGCGCACCUGACGCCCGAGUCCGCAGACCUCUUCUCCAACCUCACCCCCGGCAUCCGCUCGGAGCUGCUGGAGGAGCGCGACCCCCACGGCAACGUGCAGGUGUCCCACAUCCAGACCGAGAAGCUGCUGAUCAAGCUGGUGGGGCUGGAGCUGGCGCGGCGCAAGGCCUCGGGCACCUACCGUGGCAAGUUUGCCGCCCUGGCGCACUUCUUCGGCUACGAGGGCCGCUGCUCGCUGCCCUCCAACUUUGACGCCACCUACUGCAACGCGCUGGGCCAGGCGGCGGGGGCGCUGGUGGCCAGCGGGCGCACCGGCCUCAUGGCAACCGUCUCCAACCUGCAGCAGCCAGCCAACAAGUGGACUGUGGGCGGCACCCCGCUGCUGUCCAUGAUGCACCUGGAGCGCCGCUCAGGCCGCGACAAGCCUGUGAUCAAGAAGGCGUUGGUGGAGAUGGGCGGCGCGCCCAUGGCCAGCUACACAUCCAUGCGCGCCAUCUGGGCCAUCCAGGACUGGUGCCGCUCCCCCGGCCCCAUCCAGUUCCGUGGCCCCUCUGCAGACAUGGCCAGCAUCACGCUGGCGCUGGAGACCAAUGAGGGGCAGCCCUGCCUGCUGCAGAGCUCGCCCGAGGACGAUUGCUGAGGCGCCAGCCUGGCGCUUGGCCCCACCUGUGCACAGCUGCUCAUCUUUUCAACCUGAUGACCCAAACUACGAUUGAAGCAUAUUGCGCAGAGAGAUCUAUGUAUGGUCGCAGCAGACCGAUCUAUUUUUUCCUUCCCCACUCCCGCCCUGUGCUUUUCGGGGGCCUGCCGGCGGGUCAAGUGGUGGCCUGCGCAGACCCCACGAUGUUGCUGUGCAUGAUGCGAUUUUUGGGAAGGUUGGCGGACCACAUUUUUGGGAGUGCAUUGGAGAGGACAGCAUCCCACCCCCACCCCCACUCCCUGCCAUGUUCACAUUGGCAGCUAGUGUGUUGAUUUUGGAGUGCCUUUGCCAAGGCCUGGCAUUUUUGCACUGCCCCCCGCAAUUGAGAUUAUGUCGGACUCUACCUCUCAAAUUUAAAUCCAUUCCCAAUCCUGGAGACACAACCAUGUCUGCUGCAUUUCUUGUAGGCAACAUUGGCGGGCUGGACAAGCCACGCCUGCUGGAGGGAGGGGCAGACAAGUUCGCCUCCGAGGUGUCCUUGGACAGGCUUGCCUACCGUCCCACACAGCCUGGGGUGCUCCAAGGGCCUCACGAUGUGGUAGAGGGCGAUACCCGCGAGUGUGUGGAGAGCCACGACGUCAUUUGUGGCCUGUUCCCCAACCUCAGCGGAUCCGAGAAUGGCAAUUCGCCGCUGAAGAUGGUGCACCUCACAGCAGCGGCGCCGGCCGGGCCGGGCGGGGCGCCUGAGCCGCGCUCGCUGAGGUUGGGCGUGGUGCUGAGCGGGGGCCAGGCAUCAGGCGGCCACAACGUCAUCAUCGGCCUGCACGACUACCUGCAGCGCUGGCACCCGGGCUCCACGCUGGUGGGCUUCCUGGCGGGGCCGCGCGGCGUGAUGCAGAACAACUACAAGAUCCUGCAGGCAGAGGAGCUGGACGGCUACCGCAACCAGGGCGGCUUCCACAUGAUUGGCAGCGGCCGUGACAAGAUUGAGAAGCCCGAGCAGCUGGCUGCUGCCGCUGAAGUGGGCAGGAUGGAGGCUGUUAGCUCCAGCUGAUUGUCUAGCUCGCACUGUAGCCCCCACCUGAUCCUGUCUGUUCAUUGUGCUCUGCAGGCCUGCAGCCAACUACAGCUGGACGGCAUGAUUGUGAUUGGCGGCGACGACUCCAACACCAAUGCCGCCAUCAUGGCUGAGCACUUCCUGGGGAGGGGGUUAGCCACCCGCGUCAUCGGCGUUCCCAAGACCAUUGAUGGCGACCUGAAGAACACCGACGUCAACAUCAGCUUUGGCUUUGACACCGCGUGCAAGGUGUACUCCGAGAUGAUUGGCAACAUCAUGAUUGAUGCGCUGUCGGCCAAGAAGUAUUACCACUUCAUCAGGCUCAUGGGCCGCGCCGCCUCGCACGUCACGCUGGAGUGCGCGCUGCAGACCCACCCCCAGGCAGGUGGCACCCGUCCUGCUGCACCCGGGCAAUCCUUUUCUGAGCUGGCAUCCAGAACUGCUGUGCAGCUGGCGCUGAUUUGCGAGGAGGUGGCAGCGCGCAAGCUGGGGCUCAAGGAUGUCACCCACCAGAUUGCCGACAUGAUUGCGCACCGCGCGGAGCAGGGCAAAAACUACGGCGUGGUGCUGAUACCGGAGGGCCUGGUCGAAUACAUGCACGAUGUGUCUACGCUGAUUGCGGAGCUGAAUGAGCUGCUUGCUCAGGGGCUGGACGCGGCUGACCAGGCCGGCAUCACUGCUCGCCUCACGCCAGAGUCUGAGGACGUGUUUUUCCACCUGCCCCCCGGCAUCCGCUCGGAGCUGCUGGAGGAGCGCGACCCCCACGGCAACGUGCAGGUGUCGCACAUCGAGACUGAGAAGCUGCUCAUCAAGCUGGUGGCCGCUGAGCUGGCGCGGCGCAAGGUGGCUGGAAAGUACAGUGGCAAGUUUGCCGCCCUGCCACACUUCUUCGGCUACGAGGGCCGCUGCUCGCUGCCCUCCAACUUUGACGCCACCUACUGCAACGCGCUGGGCCAGGCGGCGGGGACGCUGGUGGCCAGCGGGCGCACCGGCCUCAUGGCAACCGUCUCCAAUCUGCAGCUCGCUGCCUCAGAAUGGGGCGUGGGCGGCACCCCGCUGCUGUCCAUGAUGCACAUGGAGCGCCGCUCAGGCCGGUGAGCGUGCGCAAUUCCAGAAGCUCAGCUGGCGAUACUGGCCGGCAGCGGCAUCAGCGCAGAACCAGCUGCUCCUCCACUGAUGGCGACUUGCUGCUCCGCUCCCUUGCCAAGCAGCGACAAGCCUGUGAUCAAGAAGGCGCUGGUGGACCUGGAGGGGGCGCCCAUGGCCUGCCUUGCCGCCCAGCGCGAAGCCUGGGCCGACCAGGACUGCUUCCGAUCCCCCGGCCCCAUCCAGUUUCACGGCCACGCCUUUGCGGAUGUGGCGACCAUGACGCUGGCGCUGGAGGUGAACCAGGGGCAGCCCAUCCUGCUGUCGCCUGGGGAGGCCACCGAGACAGUGGGCAGCGGCAUCUGAGGGGCACGUGGAUUAUGUCUGACGUGGAUUAUGUCUGACGUAAAGCAGGGAGAUUCGCACAUAACCCUUUCCUUCUCUGACUCUGACAUGUCCUGACAUGUUGAUUGAUGUUGUUGAAAUCUUGUUCACCAAGCCUCCGCCGUUGCCGUUCGCCGCGCUGCCGGCGCGGCGGUACAUCGAGUGUAGUACACAAGCUUUUC